Glossina fuscipes is the source of this 634-nucleotide messenger RNA. It is a transcript of the gene Mlc1, whose product is annotated as myosin light chain alkali. Gene Ontology annotation, molecular function: calcium ion binding. The record is from RefSeq and is a predicted model, not a curated record. The transcript has 6 exons. NCBI's taxonomy places the organism in Eukaryota, Metazoa, Arthropoda, Insecta, Diptera, Glossinidae. The coding region runs from base 103 to 570 and encodes 155 amino acids. Gene Ontology annotation, cellular component: muscle myosin complex.
ACCUUGGAAUUACCUCUGCAUUCUGUUGUCGAUGAAAAGUGUUCAGUCGAGACCGAGCUCAUCCGCGAGUUAGUUGAUUUUUUCUCAUCCAACAAAGCAAAAAUGGCCGAUGUACCAAAGCGUGAAGUUGAAAAUAUCGAAUUCGUUUUCGAAGUUAUGGGCUCUCCGACUGAGGGUAUCGACGCCGUUGAUCUUGGCGACGCUUUGCGUUCUCUCAACUUGAAUCCUACUUUGGCUUUCAUUGAGAAACUGGGCGGUACUAAAAGACGUCACGAGAAAAAAAUUAAAUUGGAAGAAUUCCUUCCAAUUUACUCGCAAGUAAAGAAAGAAAAGGAGCAGGGAUGUUAUGAAGAUUUCGUUGAAUGUUUGAAAUUGUACGAUAAACAAGAAGACGGUACUAUGCUCUUGGCCGAAUUGCAACACGCUUUGUUAUCGUUGGGUGAAAACUUGGAAGAUGAACAGGUUGAAGAAUUGUUUGCCGAUUGCAUGGAUCCUGAAGAUGAUGAAGGCAUGAUUCCCUAUUCCCAAUUUGUCCAAAGACUUAUGAGUGAUCCAAUUGUGUUCGACUAAAGCGCAUUUCUUGCCAGAAUGUGUGACAGACCCGAUCAACUAAAAUAAAAUAAAAAAAAAAAAA